This is a messenger RNA of Aspergillus ruber CBS 135680, 333 nucleotides long. RefSeq names its product protein translocase subunit TIM13 (gene tim13). The record is from RefSeq and is a predicted model, not a curated record. Lineage: Eukaryota; Fungi; Ascomycota; Eurotiomycetes; Eurotiales; Aspergillaceae. The transcript has 2 exons. The coding region runs from base 1 to 333 and encodes 110 amino acids.
AUGGCCAUCUUCGGUUCCAGCUCCGGCUCGUCUGGCAACGUCGACGAGAUCAAAUCCACCAUCAUUAAGCAACUGCAACAAGAAGCCGCCGUGAACAACGCCCGGCAAUUGAUCGGAAAAGUCAACGAACACUGCUUCGACAAGUGCAUCCCCUCGCCAGGUUCGACCCUUUCGUCAUCCGAAGAAGGCUGUCUCUCGACAUGCAUGGAGAAGUACAUUUCGCUGUGGAACGUUGCUAGCAAGAGCUACAUUGCGCGGGUCGGAAAGGAGAGCAAGAAGUAUGGGUCGCAGGAGACUAUUGCUAUGAAUUCGUUGGCUACUGGUGGGGAUUAA